This is a messenger RNA of Rhinichthys klamathensis goyatoka, 2849 nucleotides long. RefSeq lists its product as uncharacterized. Bases 187 to 2583 code for a protein of 798 amino acids. The record is from RefSeq and is a predicted model, not a curated record. The transcript is spliced from 14 exons. Lineage: Eukaryota; Metazoa; Chordata; Actinopteri; Cypriniformes; Leuciscidae.
AGAAGCCAAGGAUGAAAGAAGUGGCCUAACGUAAAAAUUGGAUUUCACAAAAUUUUGUUUGUAACUUCACUUUAAUAUCACUGUUCAAGGAAAUAGUUUUGUGUUGGGGGAAUUAAAAGCGCAGAUCGCUAUUUCGUUAAUCUAUCGCUAAUUCUUGCGGGCGAGGCGUUACAGUAGUUUGCAGAGAUGUCUGAUUUGCUGACCGUGUACGACGAUGACCAGGCCAACACCUUCAUCGACUGCAUGAUAUGCGAUAAAAGAAUAAGGGGCGAAACUCAUUACAAAAUCCACGUGACUACACUGCAACAUUUGAAGAAAGAGGAGUCCUAUGCUUCACAGGGAAAGAUUCCGAGACAACCUCCACUGCCGGAAUGGACAGAUAUCAUAGAAUAUUUGAAAUACCUGAAACUUGAUGAGCCCAUUAUUGGUCUCGGCUCCCUGAGACAGAUCCCAGAUCAUGUCACUGACGAUGGCAAAGGCGUGUUAAAAUACAAGUGCCGAUUGUGUGCCGUUGAUAUGGACCUUUUUAGUAUGGUGGCCCACGUCGUUGGACGCAAGCACCGGCAAAAAUACUUGGAACUGAAAAGGCCAGACUUGGUGACAUGGCAUGACAGCGCACAGAAACAACCAGGUCUCGUUGCCAGAGCAAAAGCUGCAGUGGUCGAAAAGCAGGAGGGAUGGGGAACGCCAGUGGCACUCAGAAGAGACGUAUUUCCAAAUUUCCAAGGAAGAGAUUUACCUCCCAGUGUUCAUGAACAACCCUACUAUGGACGAGACUCUAGCAGGGAGUCACCUUUGGCAGAAGAUAAGAUUCAUAAACAGGCGUACUUAGAAGAACAGGGAAGACCAUAUUAUAUUGACGAAAAUUAUGACCAUUAUGAUAGACCUAAUCCAGAUGAUGCAGUCCACCAGCAAUCCUAUCCAGAAGGAAACCGACAUCAACAACCAUAUGAAGAAGCCGACAUUCGAGGAAGAGGCUUACGAGGGGAUAAUUAUCCUGAAAGAGCUGAAAGAGAAAUGCAUACUAGGCCCUAUGCAGACCAGGGUGCAAGGAGACUUCGAGAAGACUAUGAAGACGUUCUUGGCCAAGGACAGUUCUCAAGAGGUGAUAGACUUGUGUCUAUAGAUGUCCAAGAGAAAGUUUAUAAUGAAGGCAUGCCAAGAAACCGAUUUAAUGACAAAGACCUCCGAAUCCAGCGCCCUGGAGAAUCUGAAUAUCAGGCUGAGCAAAUGGAAUAUAGAAGAUACGCAACUUAUGAAGAGGAAAAGCCUGCCACGAAUCCCAUGCCAAUGCAUGGAAAAAGCUUUCAUGACGAGGAGAGAAGAGGGACUGUCAGAGAAUUGCCCAGAGGGCCUUGGGACAAAGCUAAUGAGAUGCAAGGUUAUCCCCACAUGCUUGAGCCCAGAGAUCCAAGAGCAUAUUCCCAGGAAGCUGUUCCCGCUAAAAAGAAAAAGAAGAGCAGAUUCUCUGAUGCAACCACAGAGGAAAUAGCACUCGCACAUAUGAGACAUUCAAAAAAAAACAUCCAAAAAGAGAAGUCAAGAGGAGCACAGAUCAGAGCAAAACAUCCACCUCCGUCAUUCAAUAACCAAUUUGUGGACCCUGGAAGUGUAUCCCAUCUUGAUCCAAAACAUGAAAACGUUCUGGACAUACUUAGUGACAUCCAGAUCGAAAAUAUGGAUGACGCCAGAUUUCUUAAAGAAAAGUUGUGCACAGUUUUGAAAGAGUUCCAAGCAAAAAAAUCCGGAACCGCUGGGGGCCCAUCUUCACAAUCUGUCGGUGAUCACAGAGGGGUAAAGCAGACGGAGCAACGCAGAGAUGCAUAUAAAGACCCAAGGGAUGAUCCAGAUGGCAUGUAUUCAGAAAACAGGGGUUUCCAAGAGAUCAGACGAUAUGAAAACGAUCCCAGAAGUUUCCAGGAAUCCAGACAAUAUGGAGAUGACCCUAGAGAUUUCCGAGAGGUCCGACAAAGUGAGGAUGACCCCAGAGCUCAUAGAGAGACCAGACAUUAUGAAGAUGAUUACAAGGAGCCAAACCGAUUUGACGGUUAUCCCAGUGGUCUUCAAGAAGCAAGGCCGUACGCUGAUGAUCCCAGAGGAUUUCAAAAGUCAAGGUUACAAGAGAAACCUAAAGGUCUUCCAGAGAGGAGACAAUAUGAUGAUGAUCCUAGAGAACAGGAACAACGUUACGAAGAAUAUUCAAGAACUUCCAGAGAAGAAGCUCCAAGAAGAACUCAAGAGACAAGAUAUUAUGAAGACGAUUUCAGAGGCUUCGGAAAUGUGGAUUCUGAAAGAAGACGUUCAUUUGAGCAUUUUGAGGGCAGAGGCCCUGCAGGUGUUGAGAGAGGUUUUCAAGAGAGCUUUGGAAAGCCUCCUGGUAACUUCCCACCAAGUUCUCAUCAAGAAGAAGGAAGGAUGCAUGUCGGGAGAGCACAGCACAGGUCCCAUCAGAAUGACAGUCAAGCUGGCGAUGAACCGUACGACCCGUUCCAGCCAUCAGCCUCACCACCUCCAGAAGCGAGCACCUCCACCAGUCUUGACAAGAUUGCCUCAACUCUUCUGGAGCUUGUGGCUCGUAGAUAGAGUUAAGCUGAUGAGUCGGAUACUUCAUGAUGUGAUAUGGUUUUAGCUUAACAAUAGCCUACAGUGAUCGAUCUUCCAGUAAAUACUGUUAUACUGUUUUCUGCUAUUUUUCAACUACUUUUCAGUUUGUCUUGUUAAGAUUUGUAGCCUAGUUUAUAUUGUCUUUUUAGUUUGGUUUGUCUAUUGUGAAAUUGUAAUGGGUUUAGUUGAAAUGGUUUGAUUAGAAAGUUGUUGAUUUAAAAAAAAAAAAUAAACAGUUCAACCCA